Molecule: messenger RNA, 1458 nt
Organism: Planococcus citri (citrus mealybug)
Lineage: Eukaryota; Metazoa; Arthropoda; Insecta; Hemiptera; Pseudococcidae
Exons: 3
Coding region: 257-1372 (371 amino acids)
Source: RefSeq, a predicted model, not a curated record
CCUUCUUUCUUCACGUAGGCAACUCAAUCAACAACGUAUGAGAUUCUUUAUUCAGUUUAUUCUCUUCCCCGCGUACCACGCGGUUACUCCUAAUUCUCAUCAUUUUCACUUCCUAACCAGUUGUUCUCUGCAUUCUGCAUCUGCAUAAUUAUCUAGGUUUUGUUUUCUUCGUGUUUUAAGAAGUGUGUAUUCGCCUUCGUCAAUUCGUUUUGAGAAGCAUUUUGUUUAGAAAAGAGAUUUUGCAUUGUUGUUGGAAAUGGCUGAUUCACAUUGCGAAAUGGAACCGGUCGUUAGCGCCGCAAUUAUCGUGAAAAUCAAUAGUACCAAUGUAACAGCAAUUCUAGACGAUACCUGUACGAUCAACGCCAUUCAUAAAAAAGUUUUCAAACGAAUUUGUUCGCAAGACGAGGCUGGCAAUACGUAUGACGAAGUUGAAAAUAUUGAUUUGGAUUUCACUAUCGAUGGACGCUCAGUCACAGCUGUGUUUCGUGUUAUGGGAAAUUUGAACUCUGAUAUGAUCUUGGGAAAAGAAUUCUUCCGGUCAGUGAAAGCUCGUAUCCAUUCGGAACAAAGAUUAUUAAAGUGGUCCUAUCAGGAAGAAGUGACGACCAACAUCGUUGAAAACGAUGCCAAUUUCAGAGCUGUAUCAUCGGGUGGUAGCGAUGCUUUCAAUGAAGCCAAGUCGUCGGAAAAGGAAAUUGGAACUGGCGAGCAGAAUGCCGAACCUGAAGGGGGAAAAAAGAAAAAAAACUCGAAGAAAACUGACUGUGAAAGCGAAAUAGAUAAUUACGCUCCGUCCACUUCAUCGGCUGCAGCUUCUAUCAGUAACGAUUUGCAACUGUUAACAUUAGGUAGCAGUAAAGCAUCGACAAAAAGUUUCAAGAAAGAUAAAUUUGUUAAAAUAUUUAUUGCUGAGCGCGAGCUGUGGGAUAUAUUGAGUGGAGAAUGCUUGGCGUACUACGCGAUAUAUUCUUCGCAGAAGAAAAUCACUAUUGUAACGGGUGAAGUAAUGAAGCGUAAGGAGAAAACGGCGUUGGGUUUCCAUUUGGAAGCAUUUCAUAAUGCAUUUGGAGAAGCAGAAGAGCGUGGAAUAAAGCAUUUACAUUUACUGUCAGAAAAUGAAACUGCCAUUCGAUUGAUGAAGGAGCAUCAAAAAAAAUAUGAAAAACACGGUGAAAUAGAACCUGAACAGUAUCCUGGAGGUAAUCUGUAUUAUCCAGACGAUUUGGUCAAUUAUUACACUGCCUGCCUUCAUAUUCCUCAAUUUGAAUCCUUGAAAUUUGAGUACGUUUCUUCUAAAGACGAAACUUAUGAAGAAUUGGUCCACGCCAGAGAACUUCUUAAAGAAUACGUGGCAAAUACCCCGAUGUAAUGUAACUCCGAAUUUUUCAGUUAACAAGGCUAUUUCCUUAUUCUGUUAAUUGUAUUUUUUUCAAUACAUUUUUUCUAUUGCCGUUA